Molecule: messenger RNA, 2386 nt
Organism: Histoplasma capsulatum G186AR
Lineage: Eukaryota; Fungi; Ascomycota; Eurotiomycetes; Onygenales; Ajellomycetaceae
Product: ATP-dependent RNA helicase ROK1
Exons: 1
Coding region: 1-2256 (751 amino acids)
Biological process (GO): maturation of SSU-rRNA
Cellular component (GO): 90S preribosome
Molecular function (GO): nucleic acid binding; RNA helicase activity; ATP binding
Source: RefSeq, a predicted model, not a curated record
AUGGAUGCGUUCAAGCUCCUCACGCGGUCAACAAAACUCAAAACGGGCCCGGUUUCUAGGCCAGCAAUAUCAAAUUCCUUACCAUCCGCGGGCGCAGCUGCAAAUCCUCAGCUAUUUUCUGGUCGUCAUGAGCCGGAUGCUGCAGAAGCUUAUAACGAACAAAACGGAAUAAAAGGAAGGAAGCGGAAGAGAGGAUCAGAUGGAAAUGAACUCUCUGCAGAUGCCAGUGCCAUAACUCUAGACUUUUUUGGUUCUGGUUCCUCAGCUCAUGAUUUUUCCAACGGCCAGGCGAAAACCGGAACACAAGAUCAGAACGAGGAUGAUGGGAAGAAGACAAGCGUUUCCGAUGAGAUUGCUAUCAGCGAGAGUCCAUUGAGCAUAGAAGAGCGAAAAGCAGUUUUAACGGCGCAUAAGAUCAAAGUAACGGAUCUUCGGACCCCGCCGGUGAUUGCGGAAGAUGACAAAAAGUCAGGGAAAAAGAAAAAGAAACAGAAGGGCGAACAGGCACCUAUUUUCCUAAGCCGGAAACAGCAGAGGAAAUCUCAGAGAAUGUAUCCACGGCCAUUAAUGUCAUUUCAGCAGUUGCGAACAAGAUAUCGGAUUUCUCGACGGCUUUCGGAGAACAUUCUUAAUCAGGGAUACGCUGUGCCUACUGAGGUCCAGCUUGGCGCACUCCCAUUGUUGCUUGGGGAUUGUCAGAGCUCGUCCGCGAGAAGUCAAGAGGACGGAUUUCAGUUAUCCCAAUCCACGCUUGAACCAGAUCUAUUGGUUGUUGCACCUACAGGGAGUGGAAAAACACUUGCGUUCAUGAUUCCGCUCAUUAAUAAAAUAAUAUGCCAUCAUCACCUAGGCGAAUCGCAAUCGAGGGAUUUGUUUGCGGUCAUUUUAGCUCCGACAAAAGAGCUUGUCUCACAAAUCGUUAACGAGGGCAGAAAGCUCAUGGUGGGUACUGGUGUGAAGAUUACAGCCGUGCGGAAAGGAAUGCGGGUUGUGGAAGACAUGGAAAUGGAAGAAGCAUUUUUAGAUGAAGAAAGUGGGAUCUCCGAAGACGAAGACGAUGAAGCCGCAAAGGCAAAACGACUCGGAGGAAAGGUUCCCGUCACGAAAAGCGACAUUUUGGUCUCUACUCCCCUGUUACUUGCAAAUUCUCUUUCUGGUAACAAAAGCCGUUCUAUCGCUCCUCUACCAACAAUCCAAAGUCUUGUCCUAGAUGAGGCCGAUGUGCUCCUAGACUCCCUAUUCCGUGACCAAACUCUAGAGGUAUGGCGUGCGUGCACAAAUGCGCGACUCAGAGUUGGACUAUGGUCUGCGACCAUGGGUUCGAGUAUCGAAGAGCUUACCAAGUCAACAAUUAACGAGCGACGGCGAUCGCUAGGGCUACGCGAUGAAUCAUUCCUGGUCCGGCUAGUUGUUGGGUUAAAAGAUACUGCCAUUCCCAAUAUCUCCCAUAAGCUCGUCUACGCUGCGACCGAACAGGGGAAGCUUCUGGGGCUACGACAACUUCUGAAUCCAAAGGGCGCAAGUUCCACCUCAGACACCCAUCUACGAGCACCCUUUUUGGUAUUCACACAAACCAUCUCUAGGGCUGUGGCACUACACUCUGAAUUGAAAUACGACAUCCCUGCUGAAGCUGGCGGUUCGUCACGUAUCGCUGUUCUACAUUCUGAGCUGUCUGACUCGCAACGAUCUGACAUCAUGGCGGGCUUCCGCAAAGGCGAAAUAUGGAUCCUCAUCACAACUGACCUUCUCUCGCGCGGUGUAGACUUCCGCGGGAUUAACGGCGUUGUGAACUAUGACAUUCCCAACUCUAGUGCGACAUAUGUCCAUCGCGUAGGCAGGACAGGACGAGCUGGACGUGAGGGUGGAGUAGCGGUCACCUUUUACACAAAGGAGGACAUCCCCUAUGUGAAAAACAUUGCGAAUGUUAUCGCUGCCAGCGAGAAGUUGCGUGGAGUUUCUGAAGAUAAAGGCAUCCAGGAAUGGUUGCUGAAUGCAUUACCCAAUCUGUCAAAGAAGGAUAAGAAGGAUCUAAAGCAACACGGUGUAAGACUUCGACGACCGAUGACGAAAAAAGGGGCGCAGGAUGAGAAGGCGCGCAGUCAAACGCGGAUAAGUACGAAGAGUGGGUUUGAGCGGCGAAAGGAGCAUAAUCGGAGAGAUGCGGCUAAGGCAAGCAGACGGCGGAUGCAUGCUGGCCUGGCAGAAGAUGGAGAAAAUCCAAGUGAUAAUGGAUCUUGGGAUGGUAUCGAAGAGUAAACAUUCCGAAUAUAUGCACCGUACAUAUAUGCCCACGACCUGAUCCCCAGAAUUCAGCAACUUCAUAUAACUCCUACAAAUGAACCGAAAUUUUCCCGCCUUCAGCCUUCCUUCUCCUUCCCUCUCCCUU